UACGAACUGCCGAAAAUGUACCGGGAAUUUGUUAAAAACAUAAUAAUGUUCAUAACACAUGAAAAAAUAUCAACACGCACUUAAAAACUUGCUCUUAUAAACAAAUUGUUGGGAUUAUAAAAUAAAAAUAAAAAUAAAACUUUACAGGAAGGAAAAGAGUCACAAUGGGAUAUUUUUCUCGGACACUGCGACUGGCACACAACAUUGCCCCCCCAAAUUCUACCACAUUAUUGUCCUCUUUCCUGAAGAGUGAACCUUCCUCUGGAUUUUUGAUUCGAACAAGUCGAUACUUUUUUGCGUCCGACUCCUCGUCAGUUACACCCUUGCCAAAGGAGGAAUUUGAUAAGAUGACCAAGAACAGCAAAGUGGUUGUAUUUAUGAAAGGAGUUCCUGAAGAGCCAAAGUGUGGGUUUAGUAACGCUGUUGUUCAAAUUUUUCGAAUGCACGGCGUAGAAAAGUAUGAUUCAUAUGAUGUCCUUAAAGAUGAAAGAAUUAGACAAGGUAUAAAGGAGUACACCAAUUGGCCGACCAUUCCCCAGAUAUUCAUAAAUGGCGAAUUUGUGGGUGGAUGUGAUAUUAUGAUUCAGAUGCAUCAAAAUGGAGACCUGGUGAAGGUAAUGGAAAAGGCUGGAAUCAAAUCUGCGUUGAAAGAAGAUGAUGGUGCAACCUCUGUCAAGACUAAAGAUAACAAAUGAUUCAACUUUUAACAUAUUUCUAGUCGUAAAUAUAAAUUUAUUGUUUACGAUAUUUAAAAUCUGAAAAGUAAAUUUAUCGUGUACAACAAAUUCUCAACAAAUAACUGACUAAAAUGAACAAAGAAAAGUACUAGAUAUUAUUAAGAAUCAUUAAUAAUAAAAAUAAAAACAAAAGUAGUAGUAAUGGA
This is a messenger RNA of Folsomia candida, 883 nucleotides long. It is a transcript of the gene Grx5, whose product is annotated as glutaredoxin-related protein 5, mitochondrial. Lineage: Eukaryota; Metazoa; Arthropoda; Collembola; Entomobryomorpha; Isotomidae. The coding region runs from base 165 to 695 and encodes 176 amino acids. The transcript has 5 exons. The record is from RefSeq and is a predicted model, not a curated record.